This is a messenger RNA of Schistocerca piceifrons (Central American locust), 1307 nucleotides long. Its product is annotated as zinc finger X-chromosomal protein-like. The record is from RefSeq and is a predicted model, not a curated record. Bases 579 to 857 code for a protein of 92 amino acids. NCBI's taxonomy places the organism in Eukaryota, Metazoa, Arthropoda, Insecta, Orthoptera, Acrididae. The transcript has 2 exons.
UUGAAUCAAGGAGUUUUGUUUUUGUUUGAAUGAAUAAAAUAUAUAGAACUCCAAAGCUGCCCAUGUUUAUCUUUGAAGGACUAACCGGCGAAACAUACAUAAAUUUUAUUUGCUGCAGUUUUGCACAAAAUUAUUUAUAGUGUUGUUGAUGCAUUAUAUUAAGAAUAGUCAUUGUAAUUUGGUACAACGUCUUUGUAGUGAACCCAUUUAUUUACUUUAUUUUGUUUGUCGCUGGUUUGACAGUUUUUAUAGUAAGUUCAGAGUCUACUAAUGUGUCCAUUCUCUUUUCGAAAUUUUCGUCAGAGUUCUUACGGCCGUCUCAAUUAAAUGAUUUUUUUAUUAUUGCGUGAUGAACGGAAAGACUUGAUGAGACCAUUUUCUUUCAGAAACGAAGUGUUGGUUGUUUCAUCUUGUAUAGUAAUGUGUAUUUGAAUUUGCUUACACUUGUGUAACAUCUAAAUAAAGCGAUGGACAAGAGUGAGUCUUUUAGUGUCAUAGUGAGUAGCCGAUAAAUAAAAUGAAAACUCUUUUUGCUAAGUCUUGAUGUACCACUCGAUAUCCAUUGUCUACAAUCUGACAUGUACUGUGAGAACCUAACAUCACAUGAUACCAUACAUCAUUUGGAACAACUACCAUUCCGUUCUACAGAAUUAAACAUUUUGAAGUCUCGUCAAGCUUUUCUCCAUUUCCAGUGUUGUCAGUGUGGAAAUUGGUAUCAGCAUAAAGGUUCUCUCAGUCGACAUCUUAGAUUAGAAUGUGGAAAAGAACCACUAUUCAGUUGUUCCUUAUGUUCGUACAAAUCAAAACAGAAACAUGAUGUGAAGAGACACUUUCUUAAAAAACAUAUGAAACAUUAAAAUUGUGGUAUCCUCUGCCAUUUCUUGUAUUGCUGCAAUAUUUUGAUACAGGUGUUCUGGAAAAGUGAUUGUAAUUGGAAAGAAUGUGUAAGAUCUUUUUGCUUGUGCAGUUGUAUCUUAAAAAACGACGACUUCUUAAGAAAUUAUGGUUAUGAUGUGCACUUUCAUAACUUGUAACAUAAUCAUUAAAUGAAGUCUGCAUAAUUUUUUCACAUACACAGUUGAACAAUUUGGUGGCGGAGGGGAUUUAUAAUGGAGGAUGAACUACCAGAUGUCAGAUAAAUUUUGUGUCCUCCUUUCACUCUUUUUGUGCUUUUCAGAAUCUGAUUUUUUGUUAUUUUUUGCUUCACCAAAUAAAAAUAGAGUUACUGUACAUUAACCGUAUACCCUUGCAUACAGGACCUCUUUGAAAAUGUUUUUCCGCACAAGAAACUUAUCAUUUGUCCCCCU